Molecule: messenger RNA, 921 nt
Organism: Penicillium chermesinum
Lineage: Eukaryota; Fungi; Ascomycota; Eurotiomycetes; Eurotiales; Aspergillaceae
Exons: 6
Coding region: 1-921 (306 amino acids)
Source: RefSeq, a predicted model, not a curated record
AUGUUCGAAACCUUGCAACCGGUCGCAUAUGCCGUUUCCUUCAUUUUCUGGGCUCUUUCUACAUUGCUGACCUGCUUGCGCUUCUACUCGCGAGGAUGGAUCAUCCACGCUUUUGGCAAGGAUGAUUGGUGGAUGGUCUUGGUUUUGGUGUUCAACACGGCACAGCAAGGCCUAUUUUGUGCAUUCCUUUACUAUGGAGGUGGGCUCCAUUUACCCCCAACGCCUGAUCCUGCAAAAGUAAUACUCUUGUCCAAGCUUCUCUUUGCAGAAGAGAUCUCAUAUAUCUGGAUGCAAUUUAUCAUCAAGACGGCAUUCUUGCUCUUCUAUCUCAGGCUCACGAGUAGCACAACCUUCAUCAAAGGUUGCAUGCCUUUGGCGGCCUUCUGGGACCUGCCAGCACACCCCAACGCCAAAUGUCUGCCCAAAUCCGUGACCUACUACGUUCCUGUUUCGCUGUGCAUCAUGAUGGACGUUAUUGUCCUCGCAUUUCCUAUCCGUCCUCUCUGGAACAUCCAAGCUAGUCUCUCUCGCCGGCUGGGAAUAAUCGCCACCAUAACCGCCGGCGGUAUCGCGGUCGUGGUCUCUUGCUUGCGCAUAAUUGUUCUUCACCAGUUCGCAGUCAAUCCGGAUUUUACCUAUAUCCUCGGCGACAUGGUCAUCAUUUCGGCCAUCGAGCUGAACGUCGCAAUCAUGGUCGCAAAUGCGCCCUCCCUCAAGGCUUUCUGGCUCAGGCAUGUGAGAGGGUCCCUGUCAGAUUACACGAGCUCAGUCAAGUUGUCGUCCCUCAGAAAAGAACGCUCAAGUAAUCAGGCGGAGCGAUCAAAUAUAUAUCAGCGAGAUGAACGGGGCCUGAAACCUACCGAUCUGAUGGAUUCUUCGUCGACGAAUAACCUGGUUACGAGACCGGGGAGUGAGGGUUGA